Molecule: messenger RNA, 885 nt
Organism: Cyclocybe aegerita
Lineage: Eukaryota; Fungi; Basidiomycota; Agaricomycetes; Agaricales; Hemipholiotaceae
Source: the annotation of a GenBank genome assembly
AUGAAGUUCUUCCUCUCAUCUCUUAUCAUUACCUCGCUCGUCUCUCAAGUGUUCUGCGCUAACAAUUUUGCUGGGAUCGGCGGCUCCAACAGCAAAGGCGGAAACUCUGCCUAUACCUGCCGCUCUCAAACUGACUGGAAUAACCUUGCCAACAACGCGAGGAAUAACGGGUUCAGGGCUAUUCGUAUAACUGGAUUUGAUUGCGAUGCAUUGCACCGAGCUUCUCGAGCUGCUGCUGCUGCUGGCAUUCAAGUUCUAGCUGGCAUUUACAUCGCUGGCACUGUUGCUUCUACGACUGUCCAAGUAAACAAUGAAGUACAGAUAUUCCGCCAGGCUUAUGCUGAGUUUGGCGCCGGUCGAUACGUCGGAUUGACCAUCGGAAACGAAGUUAACGACUCGACUGGCAACAUAAUGGCCCGUGUCUACGAUAUUCGAGGUUAUCUCAGGUCUGUCGGUGUCAACACACCUGUGUCUACCGUGCACACCUGGGUUCGCAUCCGUGAUGAGCCUGCUUUGUGUGGCGCCGACUUUGUAGCCGCUAACGCGCAUACCUUUUACGAUGGCGGCCGAACAUCAGCGCAGGCUGGUACCUUCGUCUUCCAGACCGUUGUACCUGCCUUGAAGAGCAGAUGUCCCGGGAAGAACGUCAUCAUUACCGAGUCUGGAUGGCCAUCGCGCGGUGGCAGGCUCGGCGUUGCAGUCCCCUCUGUUGCGGAUGAGCGCACUGCUCUUCAACGACUAAAUUGUGCGGCCGCUGCUGACAGAAGCGUUUCACUGUACGCCUUCGAGGCAGACGACCAGCUCUGGAAGGGCAACGACAACGAACGAAGCUUCGGGAUCUUCGGCAAGAUAAAUCUCCAGAACGAUGUUUUUGCCUCCUGCUGA